Zerene cesonia (dogface butterfly) is the source of this 2065-nucleotide messenger RNA. RefSeq names its product peptide transporter family 1-like. NCBI's taxonomy places the organism in Eukaryota, Metazoa, Arthropoda, Insecta, Lepidoptera, Pieridae. Gene Ontology annotation, cellular component: membrane. The transcript is spliced from 14 exons. Gene Ontology annotation, biological process: transmembrane transport. Gene Ontology annotation, molecular function: dipeptide transmembrane transporter activity. The record is from RefSeq and is a predicted model, not a curated record. The coding region runs from base 1 to 2049 and encodes 682 amino acids.
AUGGAGAAAACUGAUAAUGACAGGGCUCAGGUUAAGGAUCAUUUUCCAAGGAUCGUAAUGCUCAUAAUCCUCACAGAGUUCUGUGAACGGUUCUCAUAUUCUGGCAUGAGAGCAUUCCUUACCUUAUACUUACGUAGUAAGUUGGGUUAUACUGAUGAAGGGGCGACGGAGACUUAUCACGUUUUCAGUACAUUUGUUUACGUGUUUCCAAUUAUCGGUGGAAUACUUGCUGAUAACUGGCUCGGAAAGUUCAGGACCAUUUUAUAUUUGAUGUUUAUAUACGCAGCUGGCAAUAUUUUAGUAGCAGUGACAGCAAUUCCAGUGCUGCAUAUACCCGCAAAUUUAUGUACUCUCCUGGGCUUGUUUAUGAUAACUCUCGGUACAGGAGGUAUAAAGCCAUGCGUUUCUUCGUUUGGUGGUGAACAGUUUAAAUUGCCUCAACAGGAAAACCAUUUGGCUGUCUACUUUAGCAUCCUAUACUUUACAUUAUGUGUCGGUAGUAUGAUAGCGAAGAUUGUCUCGCCGAUAUUAAGGUCUGAGGUGCAUUGUUUUGGGGAGAAAGACUGCUAUUCGCUGGCAUUUGGCGCUCCGGGCGUGGUCGUUUUGAUAUCUAUUGUUAUUUUUGUGAGUGCAAAGAGGAGAUAUAUAAUAAACAAACCAGAUGGGAAUGUGUUGCUGGAUUUUGUAAAGUGCAUUUUUUUAGGUUUAAAGACUACACUUAUUAAAGGAAAGGAGGAUAAUAACGCUCAUUGGUUGGAUAGCACGCAACACAAGUAUGACAAAAGUUUCAUUAGAGAUGUGAAGAAAACGUUAUCUAUACUUAUGCUGUUCACUGUAUUACCGGUGUUUUGGGCUCUGUUAGAUCAACUGGGUUCCAGGUGGACACUACAAGCAACAAAGAUGGACGGAACCCUGGGCUUGAUUACGGUUAAGCCAGAUCAGUUGCAAGUGAUUACACCCGUUUGCAUUUUAAUUUUCAUCCCUUUGACACAAAAGUGGGUUUAUCCACAUUUGGAAAAGCGUAAUAUCAUGAAGAAUCCAUUACACAAGCUAGCAGUAGGGGGGAUAUUGGCUGGGUUUGCGUUUAUUGCUUCGGCCUUCGUUGAAAUAUAUAUUAAGACUACAUAUCCAGAAUUGCCGCAAGCGGGAUAUUCACAACUUCGUAUUUUUAAUGGCAACCCUUGUUCUAUUUCCAUUUAUAACGACCAACAAAACAUAACAUACACGAUACCAUCUCUUUCGCUCUAUACGAAUAGGCACAUACGUGCCAGAGGAACAGAGAAUCUGACGUUAGCUUUAGGCGGGAAUUGUAUACAACCGCGAAACGAAAUAUUUUGGUUGGAGGAAAAUAAUGCUGUUUCGUUUUAUUUAACCGGUGAUAAAAUGACGAGGUUUAUGGAUAAUGUUGAUAAGAGCAAAUCGGGUCUUCCUGUUGUUAGGUUCCUAGUAUCAGAAAAAGUGAAUGCGACAAGCGUAUCGCUUUUCAAUGAAAAGAGGAAUCAAGUAGAGUGUCGUAUCCAUACCGGCAUAUCGAAGUACACUGACGUUUUCGCCUCACAGUACACUAUGAGAGUGAAUAAUUCCGUCACGAAAGAACUAAGAAUGCUGAGCGGUGGUGUGUACGCGAUAAUUAUUGGAGACGAUUAUAAAGCCUCGUUAAAUAUCAUCACUCAACCGAAUUCAAUCACAAUGGCCUGGCUUUUGCCUCAAUUUAUAAUUAUUUCGAUAGCCGAGGUUCUCUUUGCGGUAACUGGUAACGAGUUCUCGUUCAAAGAAUCACCGGAGAGUAUGAAAGCUGUUAUGGCAGCAGCUUUCCUGCUUACUGAGGCGAUUGGAAAUGUGAUUAUUAUAGUUAUAACGAGAGUCUUUGUUAACUAUGCACAGGAAACGCAGUCAUUCAUCUACUCUGGACUGAUGUUUGUGUCCAUAGCACUAUUCCUCUACAUAUCUCGUAGUUAUAAGAUUGAAGAUGAACCGAAAGUGAUUGAAUGUCGUAGAAAUUGUGAAGUCUUUUACCAACAAGUGAAACAGAUGGAAGAUCCCUUAUAAUAGGAAUAAAUAAUUA